AUGUUCAAGAUUCUCUGCUUGCUCGCAGUUAUCGCUGCAGUUGCCGCCAUGCCGCAUGCGGCUGAACAAGUCUCGGACAGCGCUGAGGCUUCUCCGUCGUUGGUUGAAGCACGUGAAUCAAAAGUGGCCGGACUUCUGGCAGGCGAGCAAAAUUUGAACGCUGAUGAGGAUGCCGGUGACAUGGCUCAAGACGACAUGGAUAGGGCAGAAUCGUUCGGUUACGGUUAUCGCAGAAUAAUUCACGUCUACCCUGGUUACUAUUCACAUUAUCAUCACUACCCUCGGUACUUCUACCACUACCCUCGGCACUACUACAGCCAUUAUGGACACUAUUGGUAA
This is a messenger RNA of Anopheles bellator, 339 nucleotides long. RefSeq lists its product as uncharacterized. The transcript is spliced from 2 exons. Bases 1 to 339 code for a protein of 112 amino acids. NCBI's taxonomy places the organism in Eukaryota, Metazoa, Arthropoda, Insecta, Diptera, Culicidae. The record is from RefSeq and is a predicted model, not a curated record.